Procambarus clarkii (red swamp crayfish) is the source of this 927-nucleotide messenger RNA. RefSeq lists its product as uncharacterized. NCBI's taxonomy places the organism in Eukaryota, Metazoa, Arthropoda, Malacostraca, Decapoda, Cambaridae. The record is from RefSeq and is a predicted model, not a curated record.
AUGGGAGAAGUUGUGUCCCACAUUCAGGAGCCGCACGACAAAGUCUUCGUAAACACAAUAAUAGUGGAACACGAGGACCAUCUAGACUUUCAGUUUAAAGUUGAUGGAUGUAAUACUAGAAUAUCACGACAGAAAAAAAAUCUCACAAUUAGUGACCACAAGACGUCCCUUCGCGACCUCUGGCGGCGGGUCUUGGCCCACCUCUGGCGGCGGGUCGCGGCCCACCUCUGGCGGCGGGUCUCGGCCCACCUCUGGCGGCGGGUCUUGGCCCACCUCUGGCGGCGGGUCUCGGCCCACCUCUCUCGGCCCACCUCUGGCGGCGGGUCUCGGCCCACCUCUAGCGGUGGGUCUCGGCCCACCUCUGGCGGCGGGUCGCGGCCCACCUCUGGCGGCGGGUCGCGGCCCACCUCUGGCGGCGGGUCUCGGCCCACCUCUGGCGGCAGGUUGCGGCCCACCUCUGGCGGCGGGUCGCGGCCCACCUCUGGCGGCGGGUCGCGGCCCACCUCUGGCGGUGGGUCGCGGCCCACCUCUGGCGGCGGGUCACAAACCACCUCUGGCGGUGGGUCGCGGCCCACCUCUGGCGGCGGGUUGCGGACCACCUGUGGCGGCGGGUCGCAGACCACCUCUGGCGGCGGGUCGCAGCCCACCUCUGGCGGCGGGUCGCAGACCACCUCUGGCGGCGUGUCUCGGACCACCUCUGGUGGCGGGUCGCGGCCCACCUCUGGCGGCGGGUCGCGGCCCACCUCUGGCAACGGGUCGCAGACCACCUCUGGCGGCGGGUCGCAGACCACCUCUGGCGGCGUGUCACGGACCACCUGUGGUGGCGGGUCACAGCCCACCUCUGGCGGCGGGUCGUGGCCCACCUUUGGCGGCGGGUCGCGGCCCACCUCUGGCGGCAGGUCACACGGGUCGUCUCCGGGGGGAUGA